CAGCUCUGCUCCGCAGAGGAAGGGAGGCUGAGCCCUGGGCCAGGCUUGGCAGGGAGGGAAGGGGGAGGACAAGACCCCAGGGCAUUGUGGGAACACUGGCCAGGCUGGACUUUGCCUUCCUCCUCGUCCUUCAGCCGGGAGCCCGUCUUUGCUUGCCUUUGCCUUUGAGGCUCUGUGGCUGUGGGGCUGAGUGGCAUCAUGGCGGCUCAGAAAGAUCUCUGGGACGCCAUUGUGAUUGGGGCGGGGAUCCAGGGCUGCUUCACUGCAUACCACUUGGCCAAACACAGGAAGAGGAUCCUCCUGCUGGAGCAGUUCUUUCUACCACACUCCCGAGGAAGCUCCCAUGGACAAAGCCGGAUAAUCCGAAAGGCAUACCUGGAAGACUUUUACACCCAGAUGAUGCAUGAGAGCUAUCAGAUAUGGGCCCAGCUGGAGCACGAGGCUGGAACCCAAUUGCACAGGCAGACUGGAUUACUGUUGCUGGGAAUGAAAGAGAAUCAAGAAUUAAAGACAAUCCAGGCCAAUCUGUCGAGGCAGAGGGUAGAACACCAGUGUCUUUCAUCUGAGGAGCUGAAGCAACGUUUCCCAAAUAUUCGGUUGCCCAGGGGAGAAGUGGGGCUCUUGGACAAUUCUGGAGGAGUUCUCUAUGCAUACAAGGCCCUCAGAGCCCUGCAGGAUGCAGUUCGACAGCUAGGAGGCAUAGUGCGUGACGGAGAGAAGGUGGUGGAGAUAAACCCAGGGCUACUGGUCACGGUGAAAACCACCUCCAGGAGCUACCAAGCUAAGAGCUUGGUCAUCACAGCAGGUCCUUGGACCAACCAGCUCCUCCGUCCCCUGGGCAUUGAGCUGCCUCUCCAGACCCUGCGGAUCAACGUGUGUUACUGGCGAGAGAUGGUUCCUGGGAGCUAUGGUGUGUCCCAGGCCUUUCCGUGCUUCCUGUGGCUGGGCUUAUGUCCCCACCACAUCUACGGACUGCCCGCAGGAGAGUACCCAGGGCUGAUGAAGGUCAGCUAUCACCACGGCAACCAUGCAGACCCUGAGGAGCCGGACUGCCCCACAGCACACACAGACAUCCGAGACGUCCAGAUCCUGAGCGGCUUUGUCAGAGAUCACUUACCUGAUCUGAAGCCCGAGCCUGCCGUCAUUGAGAGCUGCAUGUACACGAAUACCCCUGAUGAGCAGUUCAUUCUCGAUCGCCACCCAAAGUAUGACAACAUUGUCAUUGGUGCUGGAUUCUCUGGGCACGGGUUCAAGCUGGCCCCUGUGGUGGGGAAGAUCCUGUAUGAAUUAAGCAUGAAAUUAACACCAUCUUAUGACUUGGCACCUUUUCGAAUCAGCCGUUUCCCAAGCCUGGGCAAAGCCCACCUUUGACCUCUGGCCAGAAGCCUCCCUUCUGUGCACAGGAGCCAAUUUCACAGAUGGAGAAGAUGUCUCAGAUGAAGGGAGUGUCCCUGAGAUGUCAUCCUUUUCUUCUGCCUCUCCUGAACCCCCGUAAACACUAGAU
Molecule: messenger RNA, 1504 nt
Organism: Nomascus leucogenys (northern white-cheeked gibbon)
Lineage: Eukaryota; Metazoa; Chordata; Mammalia; Primates; Hylobatidae
Gene: PIPOX
Product: pipecolic acid and sarcosine oxidase
Cellular component (GO): peroxisome
Molecular function (GO): L-pipecolate oxidase activity; flavin adenine dinucleotide binding; sarcosine oxidase activity
Source: RefSeq, a predicted model, not a curated record